AUGGCAGUAGAAACGAACAAGGAAUGGCACACUUAUGUGGUCUCACACUUUCCCAGAAGACUGACCGACUUUCGCGGCAAUGAGGUGGAUAGUGACAGCGUUGUCAGCGAUGAGAUAGAAAUCCAGACAGGGCUCAAGCCCGUUGAUAUACGUACUGGGAGACAAUUCUCGGAUAAUCCCUUGACCAAGACUCUACUUGUGUCCUUUCUCAAGCCCACCAAGAGAUUCUGGUCCCUCUUUGGCAGCCGUGCAGCCAGACUCAUAGACAAAACCGUCCAACCUAAACAGUGCGAAACGGGGGACUACCACUUUGCCCGCAACUGCCGUAGACAGCCAGUCUGCCGACGCUGUGGCAAGACUGACCAUAUCGCAGACGGCUGUGCUGCACCAGAACAGUGCGUCAAUUGCUUAGGGCCCCACGACGCCAGCCUUCGUAAGUGCCCAGCUCGGCCGAAGAAAGUGCGCGGCGUCCUUCGCCGGCUUACCAAAGAACAACGAGAACAUGUCCGAAUGGUGGGCGCGGAAACAUACCGACAACGAUAUUCAGAAACACAGCUAGAGACGCAUAUGGAAUCCCAACAAGGAGCGUCUGAACUGCGAAGGGGCGACAUCGGACUAGAUGAACAGCCAGACGCUCACGCUCCGAGUCCAGCUGCAUCGGGAGCACCCUCGUGCAUCAUGGUGGCCACAGCUCCCCGGGCUACCUACGAAGCAGAGGAAGGAGCCUGA
Fusarium proliferatum ET1 is the source of this 729-nucleotide messenger RNA. RefSeq lists its product as uncharacterized. The record is from RefSeq and is a predicted model, not a curated record. The coding region runs from base 1 to 729 and encodes 242 amino acids. The transcript has a single exon. NCBI's taxonomy places the organism in Eukaryota, Fungi, Ascomycota, Sordariomycetes, Hypocreales, Nectriaceae.